Amborella trichopoda is the source of this 3193-nucleotide messenger RNA. Its product is annotated as ENTH/VHS family protein. Gene Ontology annotation, cellular component: trans-Golgi network membrane. The record is from RefSeq and is a predicted model, not a curated record. NCBI's taxonomy places the organism in Eukaryota, Viridiplantae, Streptophyta, Magnoliopsida, Amborellales, Amborellaceae. Gene Ontology annotation, molecular function: ubiquitin binding; phosphatidylinositol binding.
UUUAGAGUCUUCAGGCGUUGUUUUGAGAGCUUUGCUGAGCGCUCUCUCUCAGAUCCAGCCCUAAACACCCCCCAUUUUCCUAUCAUUUCUUUAACUAAAACCUUUGGAUUCUCUCUCUAGAAUUCCUCAAUUGGUAGUUAAUUUUUAGGUCCAAUUCUGCUUUCUAGGGUUUAUCCUGAUCGAAAUCUGUUUUUCAUUUGUAGACGGCAAGUUUCAAGGGAAUUUGUAAGGUUUAAUCAAGGGUUUUUCCUAUCUGAGUAAUCUGCUAAUGAGUUUGUGAGUUUUUUGAUGCUUUAAUACUCUGCAAUUCCUCUUCAAGGUUAAAAUUUAGCCAUAGGUCUCCCUUUGAUUUAGCUUCUGUGAGGAUUGGUGAGGUGAAAAUAGCGGUAAUUUUUUUUGGGCGAAGUGAAGCAGAUUGAUGGGAUUCUUGUAGUGAUCAAGGGAUUAGAGUUUUUACUGGUGGAUUAAGAGUUUUUAAGGUUUUUAUAUCGACAUGGAUACUAGCAGAAGAGCUGUGGAAGCUUAUUGGAGGUCCCGCAUGAUUGAUAAUACGACAACUGAUGAAGACAAGGUCACACCUGUGUAUAAGCUCGAGGAGAUCUGUGAUCUAUUGAGUACUUCUCAUUUUACUAUAGUGAAAGAGGUCUCAGAGUAUAUACUGAAGAGGUUAGAGCACAAGAGCCCAAUUGUUAAGCAAAAGGCUUUAAGGCUGAUUAAGUAUUCAGUGGGGAAAUCUGGAGUGGACUUCAGAAGGGAAAUGCAACGACAUUCAGCUGCAAUGCGCCAGCUUUUUCAUUAUAAAGGACAGGUUGACCCUUUAAAGGGGGAUGCCCUCAAUAAGGCUGUUCGUGAUACUGCUCAUGAAGCCGUCUCUGCAAUUUUUGCUUCAGAUGAAAAACUUCCCCUCAAUGAAGACAUUAACCGGCGAAUACAAGGUUUUGGGAAUACUAAUUUUGAAAUGCCAUCCGAAGAGAAGAAAUCUUUCAUUAGUGAGGUGGUAGGCCUUGGAAGUGCUUCUAUUAUACAGGGUCUGAACACAAUCACUGCAGCUCAUUCAUCAAAGAAAAUGGAUAAUGGAAGUUACAGGAGUCCAAAUUUACGAAGAUCACUGACAACUGAGACGGAUACCUUGGACAAAUAUGAUAGAGAAGAACAGUAUAGAGAACACUGGGGUGCUUCAGAUUCGUCUAAAAACAAAUCUGGGACUUGGAGCCAAGAUUCAAGACCAAGCGAAAUGGAAUCGAGAAAUGGUGAUUAUGGUGAAAGUCAAACAGUUGGAAAGAGUCGUGAGGAAAGACUCCUGGAGACCAUUGUUACAUCUGGUGGUGUGCGUUUGCAACCAACUCGUGAUGCAAUUCAGGUUUUUCUUGUAGAGGCCUCUAAGCUAGAUGCUUUGGCGUUGAGUCAUGCAAUUGAAGCAAAGCUACAAUCACAUUUGUGGCAGGUUCGCAUGAAAGCUGCAUGCGUUCUUGAGUCGAUUUUGAGGAACAAAGAAGAAGAAACGUGUUUUGCUAUAGUGGCAUCAUUCUUUAGUGAGAAUAAAGAUGCUAUCAUUAAAUGCAGUGAGACUCCCCAAAAUUCUUUAAGGGAAAAGGCAACAAAGGUAUUAAGCCUUCUCAAUGGAGAUCAUGUACCGGAGUCUAAAAGUUCUGCAAGGGUGCAAUCCAAAGAUAUAACAACCAAAGCUCCAGCUGUUGAGCUACCCGACUUGAUCGACACUGGGAAUUCUGAUUCCAUUCUUCUUGAUACCUUAAAUUCUUCUCAAAACCAAACCAAUUCCGACAUCCCAAACACAACCAUCGCAGCUCCCCCUAUGAUUGAUGAUCUCUUUGGAGAUAACUCUAUGACUGUUCCUAGCAGUAGCAACAAUACAGCUGAAGAAGAAUCUGAUCCAUUUGCCGGUGUCUCAUUCCACAAUAAUGCAGUCAUAGAUGGUGGAAAUAUUGAUGACCUUUUCUCGGGAUUAACUGUAGAUGACAAGCAAUCUAGCAAUGGGGUUAAUAUCCCUGAAAGCAAGGGGACACAAGGCUUAUUUGAUCUUUUCACUGCAAAUUCCUUACAGUUUCAGCCAGAAUCUGCCAAAGACUUGAACAAAUUAGUGGGUAACCUUUCAACCGGUGUACCUGGCCAACCAAACCAACAAAUCAAUGAAACAAGCCAAACAAAGCAUCAUUCCCUAAAUAGUGAUUUGGGAUCUCAAGGAAUCAACCUAAACCCUAACUUUUUAUACCCAUCGGGUCCCUUUCAAUACAAUUUACCUCCAAAUAUCAUGGUGAAUCAGCCUUUGGCCUCCCAGCAAUUGAAUUAUGGAGCAAUGGGGAAUUUGUUUGCACAACAACAGCAGCUACUCGCUACCAUGGCAAAUUUUGCAAAUUUGCAACAGUUUGGGGCUGUGAGUGGGCAUGGAAAUAUGGGAUUUGGCCAAUCUCUUGGUGGAAUGGAGGGAGGGGGUUAUGGUUCGGCAAUGCCUGAUAUCUUCACGCUCCAGAGUGAUCCUGUUCAGACUCGGGGUUUCGUGGGUGCUGAUAGUUCAAAGAAAGAGGAGACUAGAGCUUUUGACUUUAUAUCGGACCAUCUUAGUUCAGCUCGUGACCCAAAGAGAGUAUUGUAAAAAGCCUUUACCAAUGCAACAUGUUUGUUUGAAGUUUGAGGAGGGGGGGUCCUGCUUCUAAUGUCCACCAAUUGGAGGCAAGACAAGGUCUGUACUUUUAUUUCCUAUGCCUUGGACAUAUAUUCAUUUUUAAUAAUCGAUUUUAUAAGAGCAGAUUUAGCUGCUCAGUCUUUAAUUUCUGGGAUGGGUUGGACUGUUUUGAGAGAGAGAGAGAGAGAGAGAGAGAGAGAGAGUUAAGGCUGCAUUGAAUGUUGUGUUUGUAAUAUAAAGUGAAAGUAAAUGGGAAGUUGUAAUUUUGUAGGUAAUUAUGUAAUGCAGCGUUAUGAGGGACCCUUCGUAGGUAAUUAUGCAAUGCAGCGUUACGAGGAACCCUUUGUAGGUAAUUAUGUAAUGCAGCGUUAUGAGGGACCCAUAUUUUAGGGAAGUUAUCAAAAUCCAUAAAUUGUUUUUGACUAUUUAAGAUGUUUUCCUAUAUUUUCUUUACUUUCAAAAUACUCAUCAAAAUACACGUGACCAUGAAUUGGUAUGGGCUGGAUACCAUGGAAAUGUAUAGCUGAUUUUAUCUCAAUUUUUUUGUGUGAA